AUGAAAAUACCUCGAUGGGUCGUGUCUACACCAUCCGCAGUUUGUUUGGAGCUACAUGGGUUUUGCGACGCUUCGGAGAAGGCGUACGGCGCUUGCAUUUACGUUCGCGCAGUCUCUUCCAGCGGAAGCAUCCACGUUAACUUGCUGACCGCCAAAUCUAAGGUGGCACCGAUUGGAAAAACGAAAAAAGAUGGUACUGUCUGUUUGCCACGUCUGGAGCUCUCUGCAGCCCUCUUGCUAAGCCAUCUCUUCGAAAAGGUUCAAUCUAGCCUAAACCUUAAAGGUAGCAGUUUCUUCUGGACCGAUUCAACUAUAGUCCUUGCCUGGCUCUCCGCCAGUCCAUCGCGCUGGAAAACUUUUGUGGCAAAUCAGCCCUCAGAAAUCCAGCGAAUCACAACCAAAGGCAUCUGGGCACAUGUUCCAGGUACAGAAAACCCAGCAGAUGUCAUUUCGAGAGGAAUAUCACCAACACAGCUACACGAUUUCGUUCUGUGGUGGAGUGGGCCGCCAUGGCUCUCGAUGCCGUCUCGAUUUUGGUCACCAUUUACACGCCCCUCCGCAGAAACAUUCACUCCCGAACAACUAGAAGAACGAGUGAUUGCCCUUCCAAUUCAGGUCCAGCCUCCUAAUGAGUUGUUUCUGCGUUAUUCAUCCUUCAACAAACUCGUACGUGUUGUAUCGUGGAUCCAAAGAUUCAGUUUUAACUCGAGGAUUCAGAACCGUUACGGAAGGAAAACCGGGUUUCUUUCAGUAAUUGAAAUUAAACAGGCUACACACUGCCUGGUGAAACUCGCUCAGGAUGAAAGAUUCUCUCAGGAUCUCGCGGAAGUAGCUCGAAACGGGCAAGUCAAACAGAAUUCUCGAUUGAAAACUCUUACUCCAAUACUAACGAAUGGCGUAUUGCGUGUCGGUGGCCGGCUGCGCCAUGCUCCCGUAAGCUACGACCAACGGCAUCCGAUGAUCCUGCCGGACAAACAUCCUUUCACUGAGCUACUAGUAGUUCACUACCACCGAAGGCUUUUACAUGCUGGUCCGCAGUUGCUAAUUGCCACCAUUCGUGAAAGAUUCUGGCCGCUGCGAAUAAGAAACCUUGCCCGCCAAGCUGUUCACUCCUGCGUCAGCUGUUUUCGUUACAAACCUAAGAUCCUGCAACAGUUAAUGGGUGAACUUCCACCGGAGCGCGUUACACCAGCAUUCCCGUUUCUCCGCACGGGUUUGGAUUACUGUGGACCUUUUUAUUAUCGUCAAUCUCGCCGAGCUGCCCCUGUUAAAUGUUUUGUUUCCAUUUUCGUAUGCCUUGUAACUAAGGCGGUCCACAUUGAGUGCGUUGGAGACCUAUCGACCAACUCAUUCCUAGCUGCUCUGAAACGGUUUGUCGCUCGCCGAGGGAAACCAGAGUUGAUUGAGUGCGACAAUGCAACCAACUUUAAAGGAGCUCAACGCGAAUUGAACGAUUUAGCCCAACUAUUCUUAUCUCAGCAGCACCAAGAACUGAUCACUACCAACUGUACGGAAAAUGGGAUUACGUUCAAAUUCAUACCUCCUAGAUCCCCAAAUUUCGGCGGGCUCUGGGAAGCAGCCGUCAAGUCGCUGAAGAAACACUUGCGCAGCACGGUCGGCAAUGUUGUACUGUAUCAGGACGAAUUUCUUACUAUACUAACUCAAAUUGAAAGUUGCCUAAAUUCUCGGCCACUCACUCAGCUCAGUUCGGACCCUAACGAUCUGGAAGUGCUUACUCCUGGGCAUUUCUUGGUACAUCGAUCACUGGCCGCCAUUCCAGAACCAAGGCUCGAAGAUGUGCCUUCCAACCGCUUAGACCGAUGGCAGCAAACACAGGAAUACGUCCGGCGAAUUUGGAAGCAGUGGCAGUCGGAAUAUUUGUCCGGGUUGCAGCCUCGUACUCAAUGGACUCAACAACGAGACAACAUUUCGGUGGGUACCAUGGUACUGGUGAAGGAAGAAAACCUUCCACCACUUAAAUGGAAAUUCGGACGAAUACUACAAGUCUUCACGGCUGAUGAUGGCAACAUCCGGGUAGUAACCGUUAGGACGAAGGACGGUGAAUUUCGUCGUGGAAUCUCCAAAAUCUGCGUAUUGCCCAUUCAGAGACCUACGGAAUACCUCGAUGAUGAAGCCACUGAUCCACACGAAGGAACCUAG
Molecule: messenger RNA, 2160 nt
Organism: Topomyia yanbarensis
Lineage: Eukaryota; Metazoa; Arthropoda; Insecta; Diptera; Culicidae
Exons: 1
Coding region: 1-2160 (719 amino acids)
Biological process (GO): DNA integration
Molecular function (GO): nucleic acid binding
Source: RefSeq, a predicted model, not a curated record